Messenger RNA from Gordionus sp. m RMFG-2023, 797 nucleotides. RefSeq lists its product as uncharacterized. The record is from RefSeq and is a predicted model, not a curated record. The transcript has 4 exons. Bases 16 to 639 code for a protein of 207 amino acids. NCBI's taxonomy places the organism in Eukaryota, Metazoa, Nematomorpha, Gordioida, Chordodea, Parachordodidae.
UUUACGAAAUUUAAAAUGAAUAUAAGUGUAGUAAAUAAAUGUCAAGAACAUAUAAAUGAUAUUAAAAAAUUAAAUUUUAAACUUGAAAAUAUAUUAUCAACGUUACAAUAUAAUUAUGAAAAUCUAUCACCAAAUUUAAGAGAUAGUUUAAAAGAUAUUAUCAAUAUUUUAUCAGUAUUAGACAUAGGAUAUCCAUCAAAAAACUUGCUUUUUGCUCAAAUAAGUAACAUGAUUCUGCAAUACCAUGCCAUCAAUAGAGAAAAAUGUGAAAAUGAAUUUUUGGAAGAUAUAUGCACAUAUUUAACAUCAAAAAUGCCCAAUGAAUUAAAUAAAAAUAAUCAUUCUUUAAGUAAUGAAAAUAAAGAAAAAAUUGAUUUUUUUAAGAUGGAUUUUAAUAAAUCUAAAAAUAUUUGGAAAUCAAUUCAAGAGGAACUUGAAACAUUAGGCUAUGUUAAAACUUUGCCUAUUAAAUUUCAGAAUUUAUUAACCUUUAUAGAGGAUUAUAAUUCUAUUGAUAAUGGUAUUAACAAAAUUGAAUUGAAGAUAAAGGCCUACAAUGAAUUACCAUUAACUGAAGAUUUAUUAAAACUGAAAAUUCAAGAAGCAAAAAAUGAGUUGUAUAUAUUAGAAAAUUAUUAAUAAUAUUUAAAUAAUUAUUCCUUUAACCAUAUAAAACGUUUAUUUGUUAAAUCAUUUUAUUUAUAAACUCAUAAUUUCUGAGUUCUUUUUUUAGGAGUACUAAAUAUUUGGAUGAGUAUUAUAAAAUUAAAAUCAAUAGAUGUCACUUAUUACUUCUA